Sardina pilchardus (European sardine) is the source of this 4473-nucleotide messenger RNA. Its product is annotated as G protein-coupled receptor kinase 4-like. Gene Ontology annotation, cellular component: cytoplasm. NCBI's taxonomy places the organism in Eukaryota, Metazoa, Chordata, Actinopteri, Clupeiformes, Clupeidae. Gene Ontology annotation, molecular function: G protein-coupled receptor kinase activity; ATP binding. The record is from RefSeq and is a predicted model, not a curated record. Gene Ontology annotation, biological process: protein phosphorylation; regulation of signal transduction; signal transduction.
AAUUGUCCGUGAAUAUCUCAGUGGAGCACCGUUCUCCGCCUAUCAGGAGUCCAUCUAUUUCUCCCGCUUCCUGCAGUGGAAGUGGCUGGAGAGGCAACCCGUAACCAAAAAUACCUUCAGACAUUACAGAGUACUAGGAAAAGGUGGAUUUGGUGAGGUGUGUGCCUGCCAAGUGCGAGCCACUGGUAAGAUGUACGCCUGUAAAAAGCUGGAAAAGAAACGCGUGAAGAAAAGAAAAGGUGAAGCCAUGGCAUUAAACGAAAAGCGCAUUUUAGAAAAAGUUAACAGUAGUUUUGUAGUUAGUUUAGCGUAUGCCUAUGAAACCAAGGAUGCUCUUUGUCUAGUUUUGACCAUAAUGAACGGCGGCGAUCUGAAGUUCCAUAUCUAUAACAUGGGCAACUCGGGCUUCGACGAGCAGCGCGCCAUCUUCUACGCCGCCGAGAUCGCCUGCGGCCUGGAGGAUCUUCACCGGGAGAGGAUCAUCUACAGAGAUUUGAAGCCUGAGAAUAUCCUACUAGAUGACCGUGGGCACAUUCGGAUCUCUGACCUCGGGCUGGCGGUCCAGAUUCCAGAGGCCGAGACGAUAAGGGGGAGAGUCGGCACCGUGGGCUACAUGGCCCCAGAGGUGAUCCAGAAUGAGAGCUACACCUUCAGCCCGGACUGGUGGGGGCUGGGCUGCCUGAUCUUCGAGAUGAUCCAGGGCCAGUCGCCGUUCCGUCGCCGCAAGGAGCGGGUGAAGCGCGAGGAGGUGGACCGCCGGGUGCGCGAGGACCAGGAGGAGUACUCGGACAAGUUCUCCGAGGAGUCCAAGGACAUCUGCCGAAAGCUGCUUGCAAAGGACCCCAAGGAGCGUCUGGGUUCCCAGGGUGGAGGAACAGAGGUGAAGCAGCAUGCCAUUUUCAGGAACAUCAACUUCAAGAGGCUGGAGGCCAACAUACUGGACCCUCCCUUCUGCCCUGAUCCCAGAGCAGUCUAUUGCAAGGAUGUCCUGGACAUUGAACAGUUCUCCACUGUCAAAGGCGUCAACCUUGACCCCACGGACGAUGACUUCUAUCACAAGUUUGUCACGGGGAGUGUCUCCAUCCCCUGGCAGAAUGAGAUGAUUGAGAUGGAAUGCUUCAAGGAGAUCAACGUGUAUGAAACGGACGGCGUCCUGUGCUCAGACCUGGACGUGAACAGGCCCAACCCGCCGCCCAAGCGAGGCUUCUUCUACCGCCUGUUCAGAAGAGAGGCAAGUGCUAGCGCCGCGUCGGCCACCGUGCGUGGGGGAGGGGGUUAAGGUGUGCUUUAAGAGCGGAUACAGUGAAGAGGACGAGGAGCCCUCACGUCUUUAAACCACUCCUUUGCCCUAGCUCCACCCCCCCAUUGGUCAGCUGCCAGUCAGAACGCAGAUCUUACAAACUCCAUGAAUGUUAAACUAACUGUAUUUAUGAAUUGUAACAAAAGUGUAUUAUAAUUAAAGAAAAAAGUAUGAGUUUAAAGAUUUUGUACAUUUGUACUUGAAUUAUGUCUAGAUGUAUAUUUUCACUAAAGGUUGUAUUGUACAAAAAGCCAUAUGAGUACCACUUGAAUGCAUACAUAGCAUUGUUUUCUUUUAUCAUUUUGGAAUGAGUAUGAACAUGUGUAUUUAAGGAGAUUUUUUUUUAAUGAAGCACAGUAUGGUAUUCAUUGACUUUUUUUUAUUUCCAAGGUAGCAUCUGGCCUUUUGUUUGUAUGGUCUUUUCUGUCUGUACUGCUUUUAGUUCAUGUAUAGUUUUUUUCUUCUGACAUUUGCCUGCACCAAGCUGCAAAUUGAUUUGCCAAUUAAGCCUGAAUGGGUCAGAUGUAACAUGUUAUAAAUGCCCAAUCAAGGCAAAUACAUUUUAAGGGAGUAAAUGCAUUUUCCCUGCUACAUUCUUGUUGGUCAUAGAGUUAGUAUUUGGUCGUCUUGGUCAAAGAGCUGUUUUAAGUAGACGUUUACUACAAUCAACAAAAUAUUGAAAGAUUCAAUUGUCUUUCUCUUCUGUUUUUUCUUCAACAACUUUUUUUUUUUUUUUUUUUAAAUCUAAUCUCAUUACAACUUUCAUUUCCAUUUGUAGGAAGCACAGAUGACUUGUCUGUUCAGACAUACCCCAUGUUACUGUGGAGGUGUAUGACUGGAGAGAUAACAUCAGUUUUCAAGGACCAUUGCCAGUACCUUUCCAUUCUAGUAGUUCAGAUUAGGAAAAGAAAUGCAUAAUAAGUAUCGGAGAGGGGGGAGUGUAAUGCUGCAUGGCUGGCAGAUUUAUAAUCGGAUGUAAGGUCAAUGCACGCAAUUUGACACCCAUGCUCAUUACAGACGUAUAACUAUAGUCCAUGGACACUGUGCAGAGAGUCAUUUGGUUGUGUCUAUCCUCUUGAAAUAUUUGAUGAUCCUCUUCAAUUUAACAUUCCAAAUAUCCACAGAUAUGCUAAAGGGUACUUACGACGAGUGUCUUUUCUGUAUGUGCGAGUGCUAGUUCAGAAACUGACUCAAGAAUGUUCAUGCCUUAAACUAAAAGCUGGAGAUCCGUCACUGAUUAGGUCUCCUCUGUGUGUACUCUCUUUUUGCGUUUGGGAAAAGAGCAAGAUCGUUGCUUAUUUACAUACAGGUCAUUGUGCAUUGAUUGUUGUCAUUGUGCAUGAUUAUAGAUAUUAGAUAGUCAAAGUUGAAAUUUUAUAUUCCGUCUUGAGACCUCAUCCUACAUAUUAGCCAAAAACGCGUGCUAUGCACACCUAGUCACACAACAUGUCUGGACUACCUUUUAUAGAUAUUUAUGGGUCUUUUUUUUUUUAAGGCGCUGUUGCUUUCCCACCCCUCCAUGAGAGGCCGAUGAGUUUCAUGACUGAGAGAGGUUUUUGGGGAAGCCUUUUGGCCCUGUUAUACUCACAGUCCCCAUCAAAGCUACACUGAGGCUAGGCUUGACCUUACAUUCCCUGUACAUUCCCUCAGAAUAUCCUUCACCAGUUGUUUUUUUUUUUUGUUUUUUUUUUUGUUUUGUUUUCUAGAUUUAUAGCCUUUGUCAGGUCGGGGUCAGAAUAGUUUUUGCAUACUUAAUCUCUUAGUCGUACCUGUUAGCCAAACGUCUGCCUGGUCCCUCAUAGCCCCUCCUCCUCCAGUUCCUUGAGCUUCUGGCCUUCUGACACUGAUCCAGUUGUGUAGUAUGGGUGCUGUGGGGUAAAGGCCUGUAUCAGAGUUUACGCAUCGCAUAUCCACCACGACAUGCUGAGAGACUCAUAAACCUUUUGUAACCUACAGGACACUUCUCUUUGGACUUGUACAACACAGAAAACGUGAGCUUAUAAUCACAGUUGUUUUUUUGUUUUUUGUUUUUUUUCCCCCCAAUGGCUUAUGCUCAAGUAAAUGUACCAUCCCAAUGCCUGACCGUUCACAUGUGUUAAGUGGUUCAAAUGUAAGUAGGAGGGGAAACUCUAAAUUGUUGAAGCAGAACCUGAUGCUGACUUAGUUAUCACUCACGAGCAUGACAGUGCACACAAAUGCUUACAUUACUUGGAUUAAACUUUUGUUUUUCCUUUUGAAAAAGUCUAUGUAAUAUAAUUUUAAUGCUGUGAAAAAUCAGAGACAUUUAUAACUUUUUUUUUUCUUUCUCUAGUUUAAUCAUGUGUGCAUGUCGUACUGUAUUAAUGUCAUCCAACUUGGGGGUGGCCUGGCCCCUUGCAGUGAGGGUCUCCCUCUACCCUGCUUGUAAAUAAACCCUGGGUUAAUGACAGAGACAGUUGUUCUGGAGUAAGCUGUUGAAAAGUUUGUGAAAGUUCUCGUGUCAUUGAGGAUGCACGUCUUCUCCCUUGGAGUUGCUGCCGGACUCCUACUAAGUCCCAUUCAAACACCACAUGUGCAUUGGGACCUGUGAAGAUCUCUAUGUGCUUUCACAAUGUUCAUAGGAAGAUUUUGCUUAUGAGAGGGGGCACUGUGUGAUGAGGGAAAAUGUGUGUGUGUGUGUAUGUGUGUGUGUGCAUGCGUGUGUGUGUGUAUAUAUAUAUACAUAUAUACAUAUACAGUAUAUAUAUAAAGAAAAAAAACAACAAAAACACCAACUUCAUGUGAACUUCACAAAGAAACACAAUUGAGCUUUAAGAUCCAACCAUUGUGGUGUAGAGCAUUCCAUAUUUACACCAUUUCCUCCUAUUUAGUACUUAAUUAAUGCUGCUCUAGAGCUGCUCGGCUGCUUCCCCAACUGUUGUCUGCAGGGUGGCCUGACUCACCUGUCAAUCAUGACCCAGCUUCCAUUGUUACAUCAUUCAGAAUGCCGUAGUGGAAAAAAAAAACUCUGUCCUUUACUUCCUCGUAGUUAAGCUCACAAGCAUCGCAUUACAAACAUGAGAAUAGUUCUCAGGUUUUUUUUUUUUUUUUAAUAUUCAUUUUCAAUCGCUUCCAUCAAAGUCUAAUGUAUCAUCAAAGGGAAUAAUAUCAUUACUGUUUAUAAGAACACAUUAAAGUUUAGCCUUUGAAGCAUA